AUGGCAGAAGGCCAGGAGCGAGAGGAGGCCCAACACCUCGCUGGCAGCUCGUCCCUGUCUGUGAGAUGGGUACAAGGAUUCCCUAAGCAGAAUGUUCAGUUUGUCAACAAUGAAACCAUUUGCUACCCUUCUGGAAAUUACAUAAUAUUCAUUAAUAUUGAAACCAAGGAAAAGACAUUACUCCAGUGUGUGAGUGGAAUUGUGGGCGUCAUGGCAACGAACAUCCCCUAUGAAGUGGUGGCUUUUUCAGAUCGAAGGCUAAACCCCCUCAUCUACAUAUACGACUUUCCUGGAUUGACCCAAAGGAUAACAUUAAAAGGCAAUGUUCUUCUGGAUUAUACUUUACUUACCUUCAGUUACUGUGGCACAUACCUGGCUAGUUACUCCUCUCUCCCAGAAUUUGAACUGGCCCUCUGGAAUUGGGAAUCACAGAUCAUUUUGUGCAAGCAGUCACAACCUGGGGUGGAUGUGAGCCAGAUGACUUUUAACCCCAUGAACUGGCACCAGCUGUGUUUGUCAAGUUCAACUACAGUGACCGUGUGGACCAUUGAAAAAAGUAACCAGGAACACUACCUCACAGCAAAGUCUGUAAAACUUCCUACAGAGGAUGGGUCCCUUUUGAAUGAAACAGAUAUCAUUUUCUCCAACUCAAAGCUCAAAGAUUCUAUCUAUGGACCUGUGUUUCCCGUAUCGGCCAUUGCUGGGCUAGUAGGCGAAGAGGCAGAAACUUUCAGGCCAAAGGAUGAUCUGCAUUCUUUGCUUCACCCCACCAUGCAUUGCUGGACUCCUACAAGUGAGCUGUAUGUUGGCUGUGAAGAGAGUCACCUUUUAAGGAUUAACGGAGACACUUUGAAGGUGACCGUGCUUAAUAAGACAGAAGAACCAGCACCCUUGGAAGACAAAAGAAAUCUUAUCAGACCAAUCACCUUGGCAUACCAGAAAGAAGGCAUAUUUGCUUCAGGAACAGAUGGUUUUGUAUAUUCUUUUAUUAUUAAAGAUGCAAGUUACAAAGUACAGGAUUUUAUUGAGUUAGAAGAGCCUGUGGAGCAUUUGGUGUUUUCUCCCAAUUACAAAAUGUUGCUGCUUCAAACAGAAAAGGGAUCUAUUCAUACCUACACUUUUGAUAAGCAGCCAAGAUUUAAUAAAGUCCUAACUGCUUGUGAUGGGAACUUUCAGGCACUUGAUUUCAUCACACCUGGAAACAAACAUUUCAUGUCGACCGUUCUGGCUUGCUCUCCCUCCUCACUCUCUGCUGCCGUGGGGACCGUGGGUGGCGCAGUCUGCUUCCUGGAUGUCUCUAAUGCCAAAUCCCCUCAGGAAGUGCACCGGGCCUUUCUCUCCGAGGCUUCUGUUCAGGAUGUUGUUUAUGACCAGCGAGGAAUGUAUCUGUUUGUUGGAACAGCAGAAGGGCACAUCUUUCUUAUCAAUGCCAAGCCUUCAAGCUCAUUUCAGAUUCUUGGAUUCACAGAGGUAGAAAAAGGCAUUUCACAGAUUUCCACAGUGUCUCUUUUGGAAACUGACAUAGUGGAAGUGAUGGUGCUUAUCCCGCUUCUAGAAGUAGGAAAAAGCCGACUGGAAAUGUUUACUCUGCCUUCAAUACUGCCUCAAGUUGCUGCAACGUUUGCUGAUGAAAGAGGGAGGCUGAAAGAUCAAAUCAUCCACAAGUUCCUGUAUGAGAUUGAGCACGUCCUCUCCUCUGCAGUCUUGGACUUUCAAAGCAACCGCAUUUUGGGCUUCUGUAGCCAUGUGCCAUACAUCUGUAGCUAUCUUCUUCCUGAGAAAGAACAUACUGGUAUUUGCGUUCUUAAACCAUUCCAAAAAUUACAAAGCAGACAUUAUGGCCAUGGAAAGAUAUAUCUGUCUUCUCAUGGAUUGUGGCUCUUAACAACAGCUAAAGAUGGAAUUCUGUAUAUCCGAGAUGCGCAUACUCUGGAAACGCUUGUUUGGUGUCAGAGCCAUUCUUACCAGACACAAGGGAUUCAGUCGCUGAAGAUUUCACUGGAUGGACAAGACAUUCUGGUGAAUGGGAAAAACGAUGGCACCCUUGUUUGUCUAAAAUGGAAGUACGUAUUGUACACAGCAUCUCAGACACAGCUGCCAAGCAUUGACUCCUCACAAGAGGAAUUAGACUCUGCCCAAGACAUGAAGAAAAUUUCCUGGAUACAAGCAAAGAGUCAAGAGGCCAUCAAAAAAGAGGUUAAACAGUUCUCCACGAAGAGGAAAGAGAUAAAGAAAGCCAUCAAAGCGCUUGCUAAAACAGUUCAGAAUAUGAUGGAAGAAAAUGAAACAGUAGCCUUUAUCGCAAAAUUAGAGGAAUCAGAGUUUAGCCUGGAUCUUGAGGAGUUGGAGAGGCUUCAUGAUGAAAGCGAGGAGGAAGUGGCGAAGAUAAGAAAUGAUACAGAGAUGGACAACCUAGCCAAGAGAUAUCUAGCUGAACUUAUCAAAGAAGAGUGCUGGAAUUCGAUGGCUGUGAAAGGCCGCUCUCUUAAGUGCUUUCACAUACCCUAUAUGGUUGAGAACUUCCCAAUGAAAGAGCGCACAGCUGAAGAGUUGAAAGAAUUGGAGUCAGUUUUACAACAAAAGAAGACUGAAGCAGAGUGUCUUAAACUACGGAAGGAAAUUGUAGAGGCCCAGCCUGCAGUUUCCUUGGGUAAAAAGCAUCAAGAAGAAGAUGAUGAAGAGGAUAAAGAAAACAUGAUAGCAAAAGAUACCAACUUGCCCAAUUACCUGCUUGGCAGUCUGAGCACUGAUUUUGGGGUAGAUACCUCUUUUUUGUCAAGCCAGUUGGAACUUCAUUCAAGGGAAGAUAAGGUCAACCAAAUCAUAUUACUGAAGGAUAUCAUCUACAAGGUCAAAACGAUUUUUAAUAAUGAGUUUAAUGCUGCAUAUAAACAAAAAGAGUUUGAAAUUGCACGAGUGAGAGAAAAAAAUGUAAGAAUUCAAGAGAUUAUUUUAGAUCUGGAGUUGGAGGAAAAAGUUUGGCAACCAGAAUUUGAAGAAUGUGAGAAGCCAGAGAGAACCCUGGUUGUGGAAGACCAUGAGAUUACAGCUAGCAAAUACGUAAAACCAUGGAAAAAAGCCAAAGGUGAAUUGAUCAUGACCCCAAAAUUGGAGCGAUGGUUUGCCUUUCAGAGCUCCGAUGUGAGGCAGCGAGCCCUAAUGGACAUGAUGGGAGGUGUUCUAGAAGUCAAGAAGGAAGACAUCUUGAAAAUGGCUGUUCCUCAGCCUACUUUCAUGGCCAAACCUGAUGCUUUGUGGUCUGAAGAAGAAAAGAAACAAUUCAAAGACUAUGAGAAAAAGGUCAAGGAGCUAAAUGAAGAAAGAGAUAAGUAUAGAAAGUCGCUAGAAGCAGAAAUGAAGAAACUUCAGAGUAUUAUUCAAGAAAGCACACAGUCCUUCGAUGAAUAUUUGAAAAGACUCUUUGGAAAGAGAGUGAAUGCAGAGAUGGUUGUUAACCAGGAGGAAUUGAAAAUAAAUAAUCUUCUUUUCUCUUUACUGUUGGAUGAAGAAAUAAACUCCAGAGAAUUGUGUCUGAACAACUACCUUGCAAGGAAGCAGGGGAAGAAAAUCCAGACUGCAGCGGCUAUCCAGAAUGCUAAGGAAGACCUGGACACAUACAAGGAGUACUAUGACAACUUAGUGGCUGAAGACAAAGUUCUGGACCGCAGCUUUAAAAAGGAGUUUUCUGAACUCCCCAUUCAACAGGUGGAUGUGCUCUACAAACUCUUCAAACGCCGGCCAAGGAUUCCCAAGCAGAAAACACACCAGGAUACGGCCAGUGUUGUCCCUUUUGGAGAACGACUAGGAACGGACAGACUGAAUAAGGGAGCUUCUGCACAGUUCAUGAAAGCCAUGGAUGAGUUGGACAAUAUUAAUAACAUGCCUGAAGGUUUGGAUGUCAUGGUCUGGGAGCAUUUCUGUGCAACUAGAAGAGCGAAAGUGGAAAAUGAACAGAAAGUAAAGCAGAAAGCAGCUGGCUUAAUGGAAAUGCUGGCUUUUCUCCGGAAGAGAAUUGAGGAUGAUGAAAAGGUGCAAAAGAACAUUGAAAAAGUGUUCCAUGAACUCAUCGUAUUACAGGAAGAGAAAGUGGAAUUCCAGUUGAAUUUGACCAUCCAAAUUCUUCUUAAACAAGGACAAGUAGAACUGGAGAAUUUCCAAUUGACUCUGGACUAUUCCGAUGCAAUUCUCAUCAAUAAGAACAUAAUUGAGGACUUGAAUUCUGUGAUUCGGACCCAAGGACAAAAGAAAGUCAGUAGCAUGGUGGAGAGUAAGAAUGUUCACAAAGGGAUCUAUCAGAUGGAGUGGGAACAUAAGAAGAUGGAGAUGGAAAUGGAAGAUCUCAAUCAGAAGGCUUGGGAUAUUCAGAUGCUGUUUUUUUCAAGAGAUCGUCAAAAAUUCCUAAAUGAACCACACUAUGAAACUUUGAUAGCAAUUCAGAUUGGAAUAAUGGAGCAAACCAUAGCUGUUUUAGAUAAGACUCACAAGAAGAAUGUGGAACACUGUAAAAAACUACUUAAAAAAUUGGGAAGAUUCAGCAAUCACAAAGAUGUAGCAAAUUAUACUCUAAGCUGCAAUUUGCAAGAAGAGCUGGUAGCUGUCUCAGAGAGAAGAGACAUCUGUAAUGCUAUUGGAUCUAAACUGACUUGUGAAAAGAUUGCCAAAGAACGAUAUGAUGACAUGAUGCAACAACAAAAAUUAACAAGUAUUUCAAAACAACAAACUGAACAGAUUUUAAUUCUGCAGGCUGAAGUCGAAAGAUUAAGGAUGAGAACAUUUCCUGCUCUUGUUCCAAUGUAA
Molecule: messenger RNA, 4797 nt
Organism: Chrysochloris asiatica (Cape golden mole)
Lineage: Eukaryota; Metazoa; Chordata; Mammalia; Afrosoricida; Chrysochloridae
Gene: CFAP43
Product: WD repeat domain 96
Exons: 37
Coding region: 1-4797 (1598 amino acids)
Biological process (GO): sperm axoneme assembly; cilium assembly
Cellular component (GO): axoneme
Molecular function (GO): protein binding
Source: RefSeq, a predicted model, not a curated record